UUUGUAGACAAAUUUUGAUUUUUAUUCUAGUUAUGCUAAAGACAGCAUAUGUGAAUUUGACGUCAUCAGGUUAUUUUCCCCCUACGGUUAAAGCUCUGCGGAUACCAAAUCAAUCCAAGUUUCUGGUGCCCGACCAAGGACGUCUCCAACUCAGUCAAGUUACAGAUUUUUUAACCGACUGUAGAUGUCAUUUCAUCGUGAGGAAGUCCGUUAAUGAUAAGACCUGGCGUUAUGAAUACAGAUAUCAAGUACAGCUAGAUCCGCCAAAAUAUCUUGGCAUAAAAGGAAAUGCACUGGACCUGAUGGACGAUGCAGACGAAGGCUUAACACGGUUCCAGCAGCAGAAAAGAGACGGCCUUGUCUUCUUAAAACUCCCCGGACGAAACGAUGUGACUGUUAGUUUUAAUGAAGACCGUGGUAUCUAUGAACUUCGCCCGUGUGACUGUGAAGCAGAAAACGGAAUAAAUCUGGUGCACACAAACUGUACAGUGUAGAAAAUCAUUCUGAUGUAAAUUUAUGAAAUUUUACAUUCAAAAUAAAAAAUAAAUUAAUAACAUUUUAUACGUUAACUCAAAGACGAUAUCACAGUUUUAUU
Saccostrea cuccullata (small rock oyster) is the source of this 595-nucleotide messenger RNA. RefSeq lists its product as uncharacterized. The transcript has 4 exons. Lineage: Eukaryota; Metazoa; Mollusca; Bivalvia; Ostreida; Ostreidae. The record is from RefSeq and is a predicted model, not a curated record. The coding region runs from base 33 to 494 and encodes 153 amino acids.